Messenger RNA from Telopea speciosissima, 1865 nucleotides. RefSeq names its product GDP-L-galactose phosphorylase 1-like. The coding region runs from base 707 to 1810 and encodes 367 amino acids. Gene Ontology annotation, biological process: glucose metabolic process. The transcript is spliced from 8 exons. Gene Ontology annotation, molecular function: GDP-D-glucose phosphorylase activity. Gene Ontology annotation, cellular component: cytoplasm. Lineage: Eukaryota; Viridiplantae; Streptophyta; Magnoliopsida; Proteales; Proteaceae. The record is from RefSeq and is a predicted model, not a curated record.
UCAAUUUGCUGUUUUUCUCCUUAUUUUAUUUUUUAAUUUUGACUUGCUCAUGGAAUCGAUCUUCUUACUCUAAAUGGUUCUAUCAUUUGUUCUGUUGUUAAUCUAAUCUGAAGCUAUUAAUUGAAAAAAAUUGUGGUUUUGUUCAGUCAGUCUGGAAAUCAUGGAUCAAUUGUGGGAUCUUCUUUGAGGAAAUUUCGGUUUUUACCACCUGAGAACCAAGCUGUCAGGUUUCUGUAUGUUCUGCUGAAGAAAUUCCUUGCAUGGAGAGAUUUGAGUGCUUGUGAUUGAUUGAACUUCAAUUGUUCCUUUAGAGAAACUUUAAUUUCCUCAUAUAUUUUAUGUACUUGAUUAGAUUGACUAGAGGAUUAGACACAUUUUAUUCUAUUAGCUUCUGUGAAUUCUUUGAAAAUACUUCGGGAAGUCAGAAGAAUCGCUGGUCCAAUUAGGGCUGGCUUGAUUGAUUUCAUCACGGCUCUAGGAAAAGGAACCCAUGUUGACAUUAGAAGGGGUAAAGAAUGCUUGGAGGCUUGUCCUAAGUUCAUGAUUGCGUCCCCUUCUUUUCACGGUGGUCGUGGUGCCCUUCCUUCAGCUGGUGGGCAUCCUGCAGAUUUGACUUUCCUUGCUGGUGGAGGGUGCUGAAAAUCCAUCCGACGUUACAUUUUCUUCAGCUCAACUAUUGAAGGUUUAUGGAAACUUAGUAUUAAGCAUGUUUACAGUAAAGCAGUUCGAAGAGGACUCCUGUAUGUUGAAAUAUGAUGCUGCUUCUGAGCACUCACAAUGCCCUUGGAUGCCUUUGCAAGGUACCAAGAUUCCUCUUUACUGGCUGGGUAGCCAGUCUGCUUUAGACAAUGGUGCAUGUGGACGGCUUUCAUGCACUCCUACAGAAGAGCAAAGCCUUCUGGAUUCUCUUUUUCUUGCUCAGUGGGAAGAUUGUGCCUGGAAAGGCUUUCUCAGAUAUGAUGUUACCGCUUGUGAAUUGAAGGUCAUUGAUGGCCGGAGAAAAUUUGUUGGUCAAUUGAAUGAAGGAUGGAAUUUGAACAAUUUUCUGAAGCAGAAUCCUUUCACAUUUCAAUGCAUGAAGAAGCACAGGGAGCUGCUACUCUUUGCUAUUGCAAGUGUAGAAAUAACAAACCCGGAGAUUAUUCAUUCAGCCACAGUACCUGAUGAUGCUUCACUGGUUGUUGUUAAUGCAAAUCCUGUUGAAUAUGGCCAUGUUUUCCUGGUACCACAUGGCUUGAACAGUCUCUCUCAGUUGAUGGAUGCCAGAGCAUUAGAAAUGGUUACACGGGUUGCUGUUGAGAUAAAUAACUGCUCUUUCCGUGUGUUCUAUGACUACUCAAGUGCUAAUCAUCCAUAUUUUCAGGCUUGCUACUUUGCAAACCCUUUACCUGUGGAACUCAUGCCAGUUGUGACAAUACAUGGUCGCCAAAAAUUAGAGGGUUUACAUAUCUAUGAGGUCAAAGAUUACCCGGUGAAGGCUUUCUUGUUCAUUGGCAAUGGGAACUUGAAAAUGCUGAUUGAGGUAGUUGCACAGAUAUGCUCCUGGUUACAGGACCAGAAGGUCCCAUAUAGUCUGCUGAUAUCUGAUUGCGGCACAAAGAUGUAUUUGUUUCCACAGCAAUUGGUGGUGGCUUGCAGCCUUUCUGCUUGGGAAUGUGGGGGAUACAUUGUGUUCAAGGAUAAGUUUGAGUUUGAUCAAGCUACUGAGGAGGCUGUGCUGGAGCGUUUGGGUGCUUUCUCACUCGAUGAUGAAUGCUUCAGUGUAGUCAAGCAGCUUUGCUGCAGUGUGGCAAGCAAGCUUGUUACUUGAAUGGGGCCUACCCCAUCUGCUCUCAGAUGCAAGUUUCAGACUUUGUUUGAGGUCA